Perca fluviatilis (European perch) is the source of this 4287-nucleotide messenger RNA. Its product is annotated as solute carrier family 22 member 13-like. Lineage: Eukaryota; Metazoa; Chordata; Actinopteri; Perciformes; Percidae. Bases 219 to 1826 code for a protein of 535 amino acids. Gene Ontology annotation, biological process: transmembrane transport. Gene Ontology annotation, cellular component: membrane. The record is from RefSeq and is a predicted model, not a curated record. The transcript has 10 exons. Gene Ontology annotation, molecular function: transmembrane transporter activity.
CGGACUUUGGUGAUCUUAAUUGGUCAUGGUUGAAAUACUUCGGUUGUCUGUUUGUCAGCAGAAUGAGCAGAUCAAAUAAACAGUGAUAGUCAGUUUAAACAUUAACUUGCAGGACAAGAGUCAAGCUGACUGUUGGUGGCUGGACGUUGCUUUAUAAAGCCGAGUCUGUCUGUCUGUCUGUCACCUCUCACAGGGACAUCAGAUAGACCUAUACCAAUAUGACCAACUUCGGGCAGAUCCUGAAGGAGAUCGGGGAGUUUGGUUUUUUUCAAAAACGUUUAGUCGCGACAUUAUGCAUCCCAAGCAUAUUUUCGGCUUACGACGUGAUUGGUCAGGUGUUUACAGGAAUGAGCUUCCCACAUCACUGUAACACUGACUGGAUCUUGGAGCGUGGGCCAAACUUGACAGAUGAGAGGCAAAGAAAUCUCACCCUCCCGGUGAACAAGGAUGGGAGGUAUGAAAGCUGUGAAAUGUUCACACCUGUGGAUUUGGAUUUGGCAACAAUUGAAGCAUAUGGGAUUAACACUACAACUGGAUGCAUAAAUGGAUCCGAUUUUGAGGCAACUGCCUCCAGCAUUGUCACAGAGUUCAACCUGGUGUGUGACAGGAGCAGUCUGAUUGAAGCAUCCCAGUCCAUCUACAUGGCCGGUCUGCUGGUGGGAGCGCUGGUGUUGGGGCCGAUGGCUGACAGGUUCGGUCGGCGCGUCGUGGUCCUGUUUUCUCUCCUUUUCCUAUGGUUGUUCGGUGUCGGUGUUGGUUUCUCACCCAACAUCUAUGUUUAUGUGGUUCUUAAAUUUUUAGGUGGCAUCUCCAUUUCAGGCAUCAUUGCUAAUGCAUUUGUGAUAGGUGGUGAGUGGAGUGAUGCCUCCAAGUUUGCGGUCUGUGCCAUUAUCUGCCACACUGCUUUUCCUCUUGGACUGAUCUUAUUGUCUGGCAUCGCAUAUUUGAUCCCCAACUGGAGGAUCCUGCAGCUGGUGCUCUUCAGCCCUCUUGUUGUUGUCCUGCCAAUCUUUUACUGGAUUCUUCCGGAGUCUGCUCGCUGGCUCAUCACCCAGGGCAGGAAAGAGGAGGCCAUAAAGGAGAUCCGGAAGGCAGCCAAGGUGAACAGGAGGAAGGUCCCGGAAGAUCUGCUGGACAAGCUGGAGAUUGACGGUACAUCCAAAAGAGGAAACAUGUUGGACAUCUUCAGGAUACCAUAUCUGAGAAAACGUUCAUUUAUAACAUGCGUCGUUUGGUUUGGAACAAGUCUGGUAUACUAUGGACUGAGCCUGAAUGUUGCCAAUUUUGGCCUGAAUAUCUACCUCACACAGUUCAUCUUUGGCCUAGUAGAAUUUCCUGCACGUCUGGGCAGUUUGGCUCUCAUCCAGCACUUUGGAAGGAAAAUAUGUGAAGCAGGGGUCCUGUUUUUUGGAGGUGCAGCUUGUCUUGGUCUACUUGCUAUUCCUAAAGACCUUCCUGUGGUGGCAACAGUCAUAGCCGUACUGGGGAAAUUUGCCGCCACUGCCAGUUUCUCCAUAAUCUAUGUUUAUACUGCAGAACUAUACCCUACCACUCUAAGGCAGAAUGGUGUAGGUCUAAACUCUGUGUGUGCUCGUAUGGCGGGCAUCCUCGCUCCGCUGAUCAGGCUCCUGGGCGUCUACCAUUACACCAUCCCCAUGCUGAUAUAUGGCACCGUGCCCAUUGUUGCUGCAUGUUUGUGUUUAUUACUGCCUGAAACCCUCAAUGUUGAACUCCAGGACCACGCUGAGCUCAAAAAACCUGUGAAUGGGACUGAGAUGCACUCCUUUACUCAUGAAGACACAUCAGGAAAGAGCACAAAAAUGUAAUUCAUAUGGACAUAUUGUUUUUCAAAUGUUUUUGGAGUUAUGGAAAUGUGAAUAAGCUGACAUUUUGAUAUAUCAAGUCACUUUUGUUCAACUUUGAGCUGAAAGUUUUCACAACUAGAGUCCUUGACAAGUUAGCGACUGGUGAACAUAGUGAAGCGUUUAGCAGCAAAAAUAUAUUAUUCUUGAGAGUUGGUGGAUUGGAUUUACAUUUUUAUUAUGUAGCCAUUGACACACUUCCAAAUUAAUACUAAUGUUGCUCCAUGUUUGCUGGUUGUGUAAAUAGGCAAUGGCAACAUUAUCUAUUCCUGUAAUGGAGUUCUGCACCUUAUGUGGCAAAAAAUAACAACGACAGCAGUGGAUUAAUGUUGCUUUUGUCUUGCCCCUUUUGUUUGAAGAUGCAAAGUCACUGCUCAUUACUUUUUAUUGCCAAUGUUAAGUAUGCGAUCUCACAAAGUUUUUUUUUUUUUUUAAAGUGCUAUAUGCGCUCUAAUUUCAUUCGACUGAAUACAAAUGUUUCCUACUAUGAUGACUAUUUAAAUAUUGCGACAGCAUGGCCUUUUUAAUGGAUUAAGUAGCACAAUGUGAGCAGUAUUCUGUAUCUGAUUCCCAUUCUGGAUUUAGUCAUAAUCCAGUUUGUUCUCUGCUAGAACUUAAAAAGUCUGUUAUUUUGUUAAUGCCUAUUAUAUUAGUCCUGGGUUUAUCAGUUGCAGCUUGCGAGUGAGCUUGGACAACUCCGUCUGUAGCUUAUCUGUUUCUGACUGACUUGUUUGAAUGACCCCUUUGACAAAAAGGUUUUUAGUAUGUAUGUAAUGGCUAAAUACAUCAUACAGAUAUGUUAACUCAGCACUGAAAGUAUGCAAACAAUUAAAAGACUGAGCCUAUAGCUUAUAUAUGGGCAGUAUUUCCAUUAAAUGUAUUUAAAAUACAUAUUUAAUUACUUUUGAGUAUUUUGUAAUUAGCAUUUUGCUGGACAGAAAAAAAUAAAUAAUAAUAAUGUAAUUUGUAACAAAGUACUUUAAUAGUUUAUAUCUGUGUAUUUAAAAUAGUAGUAUACAUUAUUUAAUAUUUAUUGACAAAUAAGACAUUUUAUCCCCAGGUUCAAACUGUAGAAAAGAACUGUACAGCAACUAGCCUAGUCUUUGGCUAAAUGCAAGUGAAUCACGUGACAUGUACUUCAUUUGUGUUCCCCUGGACUACAGUAGGGAUCGACCGAUACUGGUUUUUCAAGGCCGAUACCAAUACAGAUUAUUAGUAGUUAAUGAAACUAGCUCGAUAUUAGGCCCUUUGUUAUUCCUAAUAUAUGUAAAUGACAUGCCAGCUGCAGUCAAAUGUCAGUUAUUAUUGUAUGCUGAUGAUUCCUCACUACUAGUGUCUGGAAAAGACAUCUCCCAAAUUGAAGACACUCUUAGUGGUGAGCUGCAAAAUGUAAGAGAGUGGCUGAUUGACAACAGACUGUCAUUGCACUUAGGGAAAUCUGAGUGCAUCCUAUUUGGCACCAAACGUAAGUUACAAAAGGCAUCUGCAUUAAAAGUUAUAUGUAACGAAAAUGAAAUUGAGGCAAAGAUUUCUGUUAUUUAUCUAGGUAUUAUAUUGGACCAAACAUUGUCAGGAUACUCCAUUGCAGAGAAAUUACUGAAUAAAAGUGCCUGCAAAUUGAAAUUUUUAUACCGUAAUACAAGACAGUUUGACUCCAAAAUAAAAAAACUCCUCGUCUCAGCACUCAUUCAAUGCCAUUUUGACUAUGCAUGCUCAGCAUGGUAUAGUGGCCUAACGAUGAAAAUGAAAAACAAGAUGCAGAUUAUGCAAAAUAAUAUGAUCCGUUUUAUACUGUCUAAACCUUCUAGGUAUCAUGUGGGAAGAAAUGAGUUUAAGAGGGUUGAGUUCCUGCCUGUUAAGCUUAGAGUUGAACAACUUAAACUCAAUCAUAUGUACAGUAUUAUUAAUGGUGUAGCCCCAAAGUAUUUGGGAUUUCAGAUUUUAAUGGUACAUACUCAAUAUGCCCAUGAGACUAGGGCCAGUGUCCGUUCAUGUAAGGUGCCAUGUGUGAAUAGCGAAGCCAGAAAAUCCUUUUUUUAUUAUUAUUUUAUGGAAUAGUCUUCCACUUCAUAUCAAAAUGGCAGUAACGAAAAAGGAUUUUAGACAUAAAGUUAGGGCCUACUUAUGGAAUAAAAUAGAUAAUUAGGGGGAAAUAAAAUCUAGAUUGGGGACAGGGAAAUUUAUUGUUUGGUAGGUCAUGGUGUUUUAGCUGGUUUUUUGAUGUGUAGUUUUAUUUUUUAUUGUUUUAAUCUUAGGACUGUAUGUGUUUGCAUGUGUUGUAUGUCCUGUUCUCUUACAUCAGGGACCAUGUUGGAAAAAAGUGUUUCUCGCUUUUACAUGUUAUCCCUUGGAUCCCCUUGUUGUCUUUCUAUAUCCAUAAAUAAACCAAACCAAACCAAAAAACGAUAUUGGGAACAAAUAUGCA